AUGGCGACCGCAAGCAGAGAAGCGGCCGCGAGGCCGAAUGGCCCCGGCAUAAUCUCUGAUUUCCCACGGAAGAACCUGAAAUGCCGGCAGCCGGGUCCGUCAGCGCCUCAAGCGUCGCGGCUCUCCCAGGGCUAUAAGGCCAAUGGGCUUCUGGCAUGCUCGCGAGAGCUGUCAACGUCGGAUUUUGGCACAAGCUGCGGCAGCUCGUUCCUUUUGGUUGUCCUCACCACGGCAACCGGGGUGUGCUUGUUCAUGCUCCGCCGCGGAGUGGGCAUGCAACUCUUCGAAGCGGCCAUGAAGGAACAGCUCGAUCCGGCGCAUGAAAGUUUCGCCGCCGUCAGCUCCGGUUUGAGCGGGGCACGCGAGGAGCAGGCCUGGCAACAGGAAUAG
This is a messenger RNA of Symbiodinium sp. CCMP2456, 390 nucleotides long. Lineage: Eukaryota; Dinophyceae; Suessiales; Symbiodiniaceae. The record is from the annotation of a GenBank genome assembly.